AUAACGUACUUCAAAGAAACUCCAACAUAAAUCAAAUAACUAACUAAAUUCCAUCGUCGAGUGUCGUCCUCUGAUUAUUACCCUGUGGCGAUUUGUAACCAAGUUCUUGGAACAUCUUUGGUUUAUUUCAUUUUGUUUUAUCAACAUUUUUACAAGAGCUAAUUAAAUUCCUGGGACAGCUCCGACGAAAUGAUGCGCACGGUCUUGCAACAGCUGCUCUACUCCACGGCGGUGCUCACCGCGAUCACAGCGACGCCCUUCGUCAAGGUGCAGUGGCAGCUGGGCCGCGAGGAGGAGGCUAAGACGACCUUCCGCUACGACGAUCUGAUGAACACCGCCCUGGUGGCCCUGGGGCUGUCCGCCCUGGCGAUGGCGCCCUACCUGGCCAUCUGGGCGCGCUGGCACUCGACCUACUCGAAGCCGAUCUACUUGGGGGUGCUGCUGCCCUGGAGCUACGUCUGCUGCACCAAGUUCCUCCUGGGCAUGAGGAUCCAGCUCAGUGCCAUCUCCUACGUGUCCAAUCCGGACGAACUGCACGACCUGGUCUACGCCCUAGUCUGCUACUGCGCCAUCUUCGGCAUGGCCCUGGAGCAGAUCCUCCACUGGGGCCUGCUCUACCACCUGGUGACCAAGAUAGUAAGGAACUGGCGCACCAACUUCAUCUUUCUGCUAUGAGCUUUCACGAUUUGUUUGAAUUUCGUUUGUUAAUCAUUAUAAAAAAUACAACGGCAAGCUGCAAAAA
Drosophila biarmipes is the source of this 742-nucleotide messenger RNA. RefSeq lists its product as uncharacterized. The record is from RefSeq and is a predicted model, not a curated record. NCBI's taxonomy places the organism in Eukaryota, Metazoa, Arthropoda, Insecta, Diptera, Drosophilidae. The transcript has 2 exons. The coding region runs from base 190 to 675 and encodes 161 amino acids.